CUUAAACAGAAGCAGCCUCUCUGAAGCCCUCGCUCCGCCCCCCAGCCCGGAGUCUGGGGCGGGGAGGAAGAAGGGAGCUCUCCUUUCCGCGCCUGCUGCUGCUUUUCUCCCCACACACUGCUGCAACCCAGCAAAUAUGUACAGGCUGGAUGUAACGGAGACCUUUGCCGGCCUCAGCCUGCCUGGCCAUCUCCACACCCAGGCGUCCCUGAACUUUGCCAGCACUUUCCAGUUCUGCAGCUCUGAUGUUCUCCUGGUUACCUACCCCAAAUCAGGCACCACCUGGAUGCAGGAGAUCCUGACCUUAAUCUACAGCAAAGGAGACCCUCAGCCUGCCAAGAACAUCCCCAACUGGACCCGGAACCCAUGGCUGGAGCACACUUACUUCUCAAAGAUUCUCCGGGAGACAGAAGGACCUCGCCUCCUCACCACCCAUUUGCCCUACCGUGUGUUAUCAGCUUCUCUGAGGAAAGCUAAGCCCAAGCAGGUGAUCCACCUGACCAGAAACCCCAAAGAUGUUGCUGUGUCCUUCUAUCACUUCUGCAGGAUGGCCAAAUUCUUCCCUGACCCUGGCACCUUUGAUGAGUUCCUCCUCAACUUCUUGGAUGGCGCAGUGCACUAUGGCUCCUGGUUUGAACACACCAGAGGCUGGCUCAGCUGCAAGGAGGAGUUGGAUGUUUUCUACAUCACCUACGAGGAACUGCACCAGGAUCUGGAAGGCUCUGUGGAGCGACUGAGCGCCUUUCUUGACUGCCCUUUGCAACCAGGCCAGAUGGCUUCCAUCCAGAAGCAUUGUAGUUUUGCUUCCAUGAGAAACAACACCAUGGUGAAUGGUACACUCGUCCCUCAUGAGAUCAUGGAUCCAAGCAAGAGCCAGUUCAUGCGGAAAGGUAUUGUUGGAGACUGGAAGAACCACUUUUCCCCACUGCAGAUUGAGAUGUUCAACAAGAAGUACCAGCAGGAAAUGGGAGACUGCUGCCCGUGUUUCAUGGACUGAUGGCAACAUGAUCCAGGAGCCAAGGGAUUAUAGCCAGCUGGGGAUUCCCACUGUGUUCAAAGAACCAAAUCCUACACACCAAUGGUGGGUGUAUGGGGACCAGCUUGCCAGAAAAGGGCAGCCACCGGACAAAGGCUCUGCAGGGACCUUUCCUAUGCCAGAUGAAAUGUGAACGAGCUCCGAGUCAAGGUCGUCACCCACAUUGACAGAAGCUGUCUACCUUCCAUAACCUGGUGUCUACCUUCUGUAACCUGGUGCCCUCCAGAUGUUUUGGACCAGAACUCCAAUCAACAUCAGCCAAGUUGACCAUUGAUGUUGAUAAGAGUUGUAGUCUGAAACACCUGGAGGGCCCUCACCAGCAAUGAAGAUCUUUUACCUGAGAUUCCUGUUACCUGAGGUCCUUUAACCAGAGAUGGAUGAGAUUGAAAUGGGGAUCUUCUUCAGAGAAGCCACAUUUUCUGCCAAUGAGCAGGGGGUGGUUGGGAAGGCUCUGUGGGGAGUAAAUGACCAGCUUACCACUCUGGCAGGGGUGGGAAACCUGAUCCAGGCCCUCCCAUAUGCUGUUGGACUCCAGUUCCUAUCAGUCCCAGCCAGGAUGGCCAGUGCUCAGCAGUCUCUAAAGUAGUCAGCUGCCUGUACCCAGGACUCAAUAAAAUAUUUUAUCAGUACCAUCUUGUGUGUAUCCUAAACAUUGCUGGAACUCACAGAAGUAGCAAAGUGUGCUUCAUCAGUUUUGUAUUACUUAUCCCUUGCUGCUUUUUUUUUUUUACACCCACACCACAAAGUACAUAAAAAUACAAUAAAAAUAAAUAAACUGCUAACAACCUUGAAAAAUAUAUAUAUAAAGACAAACAGCAACAGCACAUCCGUUAAACAUCCAAACCUACAAAUCCAGAAUGGCUGUUGCCUGAGGCUGAUGGGAAUUGUAGUCCAAAGCUUCUGGAGGGCAGCAGGUUAGGGGAAGGUGGCCAUUUCUCUCUCUUUCACACAUGGACCAGACAUAGUUCUGUGGUGCUCUGAUACCCAAGUGGGGCCCCCAUGUACACAGGAGUGAGUUAUAUUCUGACACACUGAAUUAACUCCCUGUCAUUUUUAUAAUGGUUUUCCCUGUAUUGUAUUUGCAUUUUCUGCCACCACAUUUUAUAAUUUGCCACCCUGGAAAUGUUGUUGAGUGAGGGAGAGAAAUCCAUUAACAGUUUUUAUGAGGCUGUAGAAGACCUCACAUGAGCUAUAGUGUCAGGAGACUGAAUGAACUUUAUUGCUUAGGGGCCAGGAAGCGAAAGGCUCAGUUGAGUUCUACAGAGUGUUCCAACAGCCACACCCCACCUACAAAUGCAACAUCACUCAAAAUUGUUCUUGGGCAAUAUUGUAUUCUAAAGGGGAAGAAUAUAAUGGAAAGGAAUGAAAAACAGCAGCACAGAGGAGAUUGCCAAUGGCAUUUUCUCUGCUCUGUUGCCUUCCACAGCCCACUGACAUGCUGCCAUCCAGAAGUUGAGAUUUCCUCCCCCACCCGCAUGUCAGGAAAAGCUUCACCAUGUCAAAUCCUGCACAAUAGGCUUUUGUCAAGGCAGAGGAACAGGGCCAGAAAAUUAUGCUGGCAAUUCUCCCUCCAUCCCCAAAACUACUGGCAUGGGGGAAGAGGGAGCAACCCAAGGGCCUUUGACAGUGCUAGCAGAAAAUAAAAAUCAGGAGGCAGAAUCCAAAAGUUA
Molecule: messenger RNA, 2706 nt
Organism: Podarcis muralis (Common wall lizard)
Lineage: Eukaryota; Metazoa; Chordata; Lepidosauria; Squamata; Lacertidae
Product: sulfotransferase 2B1-like
Molecular function (GO): sulfotransferase activity
Source: RefSeq, a predicted model, not a curated record